Messenger RNA from Panicum hallii, 955 nucleotides. RefSeq lists its product as uncharacterized. The transcript has 3 exons. NCBI's taxonomy places the organism in Eukaryota, Viridiplantae, Streptophyta, Magnoliopsida, Poales, Poaceae. The coding region runs from base 479 to 955 and encodes 158 amino acids. The record is from RefSeq and is a predicted model, not a curated record.
UUCAACCCAAAGGCAGCAACUUUCUUGAUACUCAAAAGCAGAAGGGCAAAAUAUCAAAUUUGGUGCCCGUGAUCACCGAAAUUUGGUGCCCGUCAUUCAACUUCAGAGUUCAGACAAAGGGGCACAGAAUAAUUUCUUCAGUGCUCAGGAUCUGGUAAUUUGAAGCACAACCGAGAGCUCUGGGUUGAUAACAAAUUGAGAUUUCCCUGAGGAACCUGCAAGAAUGAAUUUUCCGGUCACACUCUGAUUGAUUGGUCCUGAAGAGAGCCAUGCGAGGCCGAGGCGCGUUUCAUCUGCUGCAGAGUUGGGCCAACUUGUCACAUACCAUGGCCCAAUAGCCGAAAGGCCCAUCUCAGCAAUCUGGAACAUAUAAAGCCCGCACACAUCCUGCCAAUCUUUCCCAUCGCCCGCGCUCUCCCAACUAACCAGGACAACGGCAAGGUUCGGAAAGAAAGAAGCAGAACAAGAAACCAAGAAAAUGGCCGCCGUCCGGGGCGGCGUCUGCUCCGGCGGCAGCACCAACACGCGCCACGCCGCCCACCUCUUCCCGCUCCCCUGCAUCGGCGAGCCCGCGGCCGCCUCUUGCUUCUCGCCGGGCUCCUCCGUGGCCCGCUCCAAGGCCUUGCGGGCUGCAGCGUGCUACACCUCCGACGCCAAGACGGUGCCCGAGGUCGAGGCCUCCGCGGGGAAGAACAGGAAUAUGCCGAUCGCAAUUUCCGCCACGAGAGGACGCGGCGAGCGCUAUGGCAGCCGUCAGGCCUCCUCGUACGGCGCCGUCCCGCUCACCCACCGCCGUCCCGCCUCGUCGUCCCUGGGCACCCGCGGCGGCGGCGGCUACCACGAGCCCCAUGGAGGCGAUGCCGCCUUCUCAUCCAUCACGCGGCGACUGUUCCAGGAGUUUCUUGCUGGAGACAGAGUUGGUUCUGAUGUUUCUUGGCUCUUGGUCUGCCUUUGA